AUGGCACGUGCGAACGAAACCGAGGCUCGUAGGGAAGAGCCCACCGGUCCCGGGAGGGUUCUUUCGCGGAAGAGACGAUUCCUGACGUUCCCCGAGGGCAGCUCGUUCCAAGUAGUAUACGAUCAGACGAUUCCCAUGAUCGGCGUGGAGCGGCUGUUUACGAUCGGCAUCACGGUCGCGCUGGCAUACGAGCUGCCAAGCAUCACCCUCAACCAGAUCGAGCAAAUGCUGCAGGAAAAUGCAGCCGACGGUUACAUCUUCCCGAAGGUGGACGCAAACGCCAACGAAACCGUGCUCGUAGACACGACACCAGCACGCAAGAACAUCUUCAGCUACUACUACCAAACGCCCCGUCCAUCCCGUCCGUCGGUUUCCGGUUCCGGUGGUGGAGCUAGUCGAAUCAACUACUACACCGCUCCCGACCGCCGGUAUGACUUGUACGAUCGGUACGGCCAACGACCCACUACCCAGUGGGAUCGGUUCGUCUCGAAUGGACUUCUGAGGCCGCCACCGUACGCCAAUCCGUCUCGGAACGACUUCACCAGCCUCAUCAACAGAUACGUGCAGGGUUGGGUCCGUCGGCAUCCGCCCAACUAUCCGAUGAACAAAAAGCGCUUCUAUCCCGUGUUCGGCAAACGCAGCAUUCGCGAGGACACCGCCCCGUUGGAUCGCCAUUUUCUCAAUCAUCAUCGCGUCACGCGCCACGCACUGUACGAGCGGAUCGAAAAGUUCCUCUCAGCGAAAGGCAAACAUGGCCACCACUGCGUGCUGAGAGCGCUGUGCGAAAGUGGACAACGUCGCAACGACAGCGAACCGGACACAUUCCUCAAAGAGAUCUUGCGAGCCAUCUUCAGCCUUCCAUCCACGCACGAAACCCCAACCCAACACAAGCACCGGCUGUACGACGAGGCCCACGCACACACCGGCAACUGCACGGACACGUACUCGUACUGCGAGGACAGCAUCUGGUCGCCGGAAUUCGUGUUCUAG
Anopheles nili is the source of this 990-nucleotide messenger RNA. RefSeq lists its product as uncharacterized. The record is from RefSeq and is a predicted model, not a curated record. NCBI's taxonomy places the organism in Eukaryota, Metazoa, Arthropoda, Insecta, Diptera, Culicidae. Bases 1 to 990 code for a protein of 329 amino acids. The transcript is spliced from 5 exons.